UCCACAGGCCAGGUCUGGAUGCCCUGCCCUCGACCGCCUUGGCUCCGCCGCUCCCGGGUCCUUCAGGGCUCGGGCCCCAGUUCCCCGGGCUCACUUUCUGCGCCCCGCUCCCCGAGUAGAGGGGAGGACGAGGAUGAGGAGGCCGAGGGCAGCCCGGGAUCAGACCCCAUCUUGGCCCCCGCCUCCCCGGUGGAGUGCCUCAUCUGCGUGUCGCCUUUCGACGGAGUCUUCAAGCUUCCCAAGCGCCUGGACUGCGGCCAUGUCUUCUGCCUCGAGUGCCUGGCCCGCCUGUCACUGGCCACAGCAGGUGGCGGCGACGCGGUGGCUUGCCCGGUAUGUCGCGCCCCCACGCGCCUGGCCCCGCGCCGCGGGCUGCCCGCACUGCCCACGCAGGCUGGCCUGCUGCCCCGCGAAGCGCGCGCGCCGCUGCCACGCCAGGGCUCGGUGCGCUUUGAUCGACGCCGAGGUCUGCUCUACCUGCGCCCGCCGCCCGCACCUGGGCCCCGCAAGGCGCGUACCGCGCAGCCCCCGCCACCCCCGCCGCUGCGUCUCGGCCGCCCGCUGUCGCGCCGCCCAACGCUAGACAGCCCGGCCUGGGCCUUCAACGCGGCGGUGGCACUGGCCGUGCUGGUGGCAGCGGGCCUAGUGGUCUCUGGAGUCUACAUUUUCUUCCUCAUCCCUCACGCCGCCUCCUCUAGCCCUGCGCGGCCCCAACUCGUGGAGCUAGCCCCAGCGCCCGGCUUCUCCUGUUUCCCACUGCGGCCCACGCCAGGGGCGCCCUGGACGCCUGUCCGGGCGCCGCAGCCCUCAGGUGCUAACCCGGACGCUGCCCUGCCCGGGUCUGCGGAAGACGCGCUGGAGCCUGAGGGUGACCCUGGGGAGCUGGAGCGUGGUCCCGGGGACCCGGCAGAGGCUGAGGGGACACUGGACGUGCGGUCAGACCACAAGUGGGGGGCAGAGGAACGCCCUGGCUGA
Messenger RNA from Otolemur garnettii (small-eared galago), 975 nucleotides. RefSeq names its product ring finger protein 225 (gene RNF225). Gene Ontology annotation, biological process: protein ubiquitination. The record is from RefSeq and is a predicted model, not a curated record. The coding region runs from base 19 to 975 and encodes 318 amino acids. The transcript has a single exon. Gene Ontology annotation, molecular function: ubiquitin protein ligase activity. NCBI's taxonomy places the organism in Eukaryota, Metazoa, Chordata, Mammalia, Primates, Galagidae.